Messenger RNA from Euleptes europaea (tarantolino), 571 nucleotides. It is a transcript of the gene PDCD6, whose product is annotated as programmed cell death 6. Gene Ontology annotation, molecular function: calcium ion binding. NCBI's taxonomy places the organism in Eukaryota, Metazoa, Chordata, Lepidosauria, Squamata, Sphaerodactylidae. The coding region runs from base 1 to 528 and encodes 175 amino acids. The record is from RefSeq and is a predicted model, not a curated record. The transcript has 6 exons.
AUGGCGGCGGUGGGAAUGCCGGACGCGAGCUUCUUGUGGGGAGUCUUCCAAAGGGUGGACAAGGACCGCAGCGGAGUCAUCUCGGACGGGGAGCUCCAGCAGGCGCUGUCCAACGGAACAUGGACUCCAUUUAACCCAGCAACAGUCAGAUCUAUCUUAUCCAUGUUUGACAGAGAAAACAAAGGAGGUGUGAACUUCAACGAAUUCACUGGCGUCUGGAAAUAUAUCUCAGACUGGCAGAAUGUAUUUCGCACGUAUGAUAGAGACAAUUCUGGAAUGAUUGACAAACAUGAAUUAAAGCAAGCACUAACAGGUUUUGGUUAUCGCCUGUCUGACCAAUUCUACGAUCUUCUUAUUCAGAAAUUUGACAGACAAAGGCGAGGACAAGUGGCUUUUGAUGACUUUAUUCAGUGCUGUGUUGUCCUGCAGAAAUGGACUGAUGUCUUCAGACGCUGUGAUACUGAUCAGGAUGGCUGGAUUCAAGUGUCUUAUGAACAGUACCUUUCUAUGAUCUUCAGUGUUGUAUGACUGCAAAUACUGUCUUGAAAACUUGGACUGAAUUUGCCAAUUU